Chlorocebus sabaeus (green monkey) is the source of this 3531-nucleotide messenger RNA. It is a transcript of the gene CLDN16, whose product is annotated as claudin 16. The record is from RefSeq and is a predicted model, not a curated record. Gene Ontology annotation, cellular component: bicellular tight junction; membrane. NCBI's taxonomy places the organism in Eukaryota, Metazoa, Chordata, Mammalia, Primates, Cercopithecidae. Gene Ontology annotation, molecular function: structural molecule activity.
CUAAGGAAGACCCACCUCUUUCUCUCUCACUGCCUUCCACUCCCAGCUGACCUCUGAUUUCAUCAGCUAUGACUAGUUUGCUGCAUUUCCCUUCAGUGCCUUUACUUUUCCCUUUAAUUAUGUUGGGCAGGUUAUUUAGAACCUUUGUUGUCAGCCUUCUCCCACCUGCCACCAACCUUCCCUUUCCAAGAUAGAACUACACCAUCAGCCUCCACGGAAGACCUUGGGUCUAAAACUUCAAACUUUGGGGGAAUCUCAAGCAGCUUCUCCAAAGAGUCUUGCAAGGGGCCUCCCUGCACUAACUAGAUCUUACACAUUAAAAGAAUCAUCCUCAAGUAUGAGCAGAAGACACUUGGGACAUUUCAAGUAGGAAUGUAAAUUUUACUAUGCAAAAUCAUAGUAAAGGUUACAAAAAUUAUAUCUCAUACUUGAGGAUUAUUUAUUUAAGCUUGCAUACUUGAGAAGUUACCAGGCUCCAAACUUUUUAAGCCAUCCCAUUUUCUUGUCUGAACCCUACCAACCCUCAAUUUACCCCAGAUCUCAGAAUGCCUAGGAGAGGUCUCAGAGCUCAAGUUCAAGUUUAGCCUUCACUCCCUCAGUCUCGACCCCCCCGCAUAGGAAUUUAGGAUGAAGCCACACCUAGAGUGGCAGAAAAGUGUCACCCAGGGAGUUUUAGGCAAAACUAGAGCUUACGCCUGGGCGUCCCUUUUCUCAAACCAGGAUUCUCUUCAUUUCCUUAUGACAGAGCACAUGAUCAGAAGACUUGAUCAACUGAAGCCUGAUAACCAUGGAAUCACACGACAGAAUGAGACGGUGAGCACAAAAUGCCGAGGCCUCUGGUGGGAAUGCGUCACCAAUGCUUUUGAUGGAAUUCGCACCUGCGAUGAGUACGAUUCCAUACUUGCGGAACAUCCCUUGAAGCUGGUGGUAACUCGAGCGCUGAUGAUUACUGCAGAUAUUCUAGCUGGGUUUGGAUUUCUCACCCUGCUCCUUGGUCUUGACUGCGUGAAAUUCCUCCCUGAUGAGCCGUACAUUAAAGUCCGCAUCUGCUUUGUUGCUGGAACCACAUUACUAAUAGCAGGCACCCCAGGAAUCAUUGGCUCUGUGUGGUAUGCUGUUGAUGUCUAUGUGGAACGUUCUACUCUGAUUUUGCACAAUAUAUUUCUUGGUAUCCAAUAUAAAUUUGGUUGGUCCUGUUGGCUAGGAAUGGCUGGGUCUCUGGGUUGCUUUUUGGCUGGAGCCGUUCUCACCUGCUGCUUAUACCUUUUUAAAGGUGUUGGACCUGGGAGAAACUAUUCUUAUUCCUUGAGGAAAGCCUAUUCAGUUGCAGGUGUUUCCAUGACCAAGUCAUACUCAGCCGCUCGAACUGAGACUGCCAAAAUGUAUGCUGUAGACACAAGGGUGUAAAAUGCACAUCUCAGUCUGUGCUUACAUAUGAUUUAAUUAAUCAGUAUGGUUACAUUGAUAAAAUAGUAAGUCAAUCCAGAAACAGUUAUUUAGAAUUCGUAUUGAACUAAAUUAAUUGCUAGCUUAAUCAAAAUGUUUGACUCUCCUAUACUUUUCCUUUCUAUUACUGUCAUAUUUUUCCCUCGUUCUCUCUACUAACCUUCUUCCUUACGCACACACUUUCCCUAUAUUUUAAGAUAAGUCUUCUAGAAUGUAGAAAUGUUUGUUUGUGAUUUCUAUAUAGCUAUUAGAGAUUAUAACAUGGUACUAUUAAAUGAAAUAAUGCUUAAAUAGGAAGCAAUCUUAAAAGAGGCCAGGAACCCUAACCUUUGAAAAGAUGGACAAACUUGCUUUUCUCCCUAGCUUUUGGUUCACUUUUUGUACUUUUAACAAGUGGGUGAAUUAUUUGAUAACUUUGAGGAAGAUUAUUCUUUUAUAUUCAUAUUAGUAUAUCAAUGCCUACCAUUACUCUGAUUGUAUUAAAACAGAAAAAGAAAAUAACAACUUGGCAUAGCAGCCACUGGUGAGAGUUAAAGACAAGAUCUGCCCCCCGCCUCCAAAUGUCAAAGGCAAAUGCUGAAUUGAUACUGGAGCUCGUGGUGACUUUCCACCUCACUAACAGCAUAAGGGAUCUGUGUAUUAUUUCACUGCUAUUCUAGCUUUGCUGAUAUAUUGCCAAAUUAUUAGACUGCAGAAGUAAUAGCUCAACCAGAGAAUUUACUCAUUUAUUGAUUAAACAUCCAAAUACUAUUGUAAUGUACUAUGUUAGAAUUCACCAAUUCAAGUGCCCACACACCACUGAAUCAUCAGCACCAAGCAACGUAUUAGACAUAUGGCAAAAUUCAACAAAUAUAUGUUGAUUUAAAUAAAUAAAGGUUCACGACUCUACUAAAAAAAAAUCAAUGUUCUGGUGGGGCACUGUAAUUCACGCCUGUAAUCUCCGCACUUCGGGAGGCCGAGGCGGGUGGAUCACGAUGUCAAGAGACCGAGACCAUCCUGGCUACACGGUGAAACCCCGUCUCUACUAAAAAAAUACAAAAAAUUAGCCAGGCGUGGUGGCGGGCACCUGUAGUCCCAGCUACUCGGGAGGCUGAGGCAGGAGAAUGGCGGGAACCCGGGACGCAGAGCUUGUAGUGAGCCGAGAUCGCGCCACUACACUCCAGCCUGGGCGACAGAGCGAGACUCCGUCUAAAAAAAAUAAAAAUAAAAAUAAAAAUAAAUAAAUAAAUAAAUAUUCCUCAUAAAAUGUGGGUUUUGGGGAAAAUAUAGAAUUACGUAUACAUUUAAAGAAGUCGCUAAUGAAAUUUCAUUCACAUUCGUAAUGUAAUCAUGUUGAAUUUUUUUAAUUGUAGCAUUUUUUAAAAUGUUUGUAAAAUUUAAUCUCCAGUUUUCUAAUUACUUGUCAUUCACGUUAAUAACAUUAGUACCCUUAAGGUACCCUUGCAAUGCCUGAAAAGAAUAUCAACUCACCCACCCAGAAAUUAGUUCUCUGAAAAAAAAGAAAUUAAGUUGUGAAUUUAUAAAGACCUUGAAAUAAGUGUUUCAAAUUUAAAGAACAAAGAAUGAUGUGAAAGUGAGAUUAUGAUUCCUACUACAUGGAUUAGCAUUCCGAGAUUGUUGUUUAUUGCUUCCCACAGUGUCUUUAACAGUAUUCUCCAAAGCAGUUCCAAUCUAGUUGGAGAAUUAACAGCAAUUGAUUUAACUUUAUCUCAUUUUUAUUAUUAACUGUGUAAUUGACAUUAAAAAUAUUUGUAAAUCAUAUUCACUAGUUAUUUGAUCAUUAUUCUAUGCAUUUUAAAAUUAAUUUUUGCAUUUUUCCCUCAAUAUUUGUUUUUAACAUUUAUUCCCAUUUUUAUUUUAUACUCUAUUUUCUGUCAUGCUUUAUAUAUUCCAAUAAGUCUUUUGAAAUCCUUGUGGGGAAAGGCAGGACAAAAAUAAUUAGUUAAUUAGAUUUUUAAAAUGUAAUUUUUUUCAUUUUAAAUAUUUCAUUUGUAUAAGAAAAUAUUUCAGAAAACCAUGAUGAUAAUUGAUAUGUGUGACUGUUUUGAAUUUUUUCUCAAUUAAAACAUUUUGUAUGUAAGGGGA